UGUGUUGCGAGUCAGGUGGCUGUCUGGUGCCGGGCUGCCGCAGCUGCGUUGUUUCCCUGUUGCCACCCUUAGCCUCAGCCCACCCAGGAGUCCAUCUGGCCAUGGACGCAGUGACUGUGUAUCACGGCAAAAUCAGCAGGGAGACUGGGGAGAAGCUCCUGCUUGCCACCGGGCUGGAUGGCAGCUAUCUGCUGAGGGACAGCGAGAGCGUCCCGGGCGUGUACUGCCUGUGUGUGCUGUAUCAAGGUUACAUUUAUACAUACCGAGUGUCCCAGACAGAAACAGGUUCUUGGAGUGCUGAGACAGCACCUGGGGUACAUAAAAGGUUUUUCCGGAAAAUAAAAAAUCUCAUUUCAGCAUUUCAAAAGCCAGAUCAAGGCAUUGUAAUACCUCUGCAGUAUCCUGUUGAGAAGAAGUCCUCAGCUAGAAGUACACAAGGGACAAGAGAAGAUCAUGAUGCCCACCUGAAAGCACCAUGAAGAAAAGGAAUACACCUUGUAUUUUAUUUUCAAUAAUUUAAAUAUAUGCUAAGUUUUGUAUAGUAUAGAUAAUACAGUCAGUGAACCAUAAAUGCAUUUCUAAAACCAUUGUAGUCCUGUAAUGGAAGCAUCUAGCGUGAUGUCAGAGUGGAAAUGGACUUUGUAGAUCAUGAGGAACUUUGAAAUGAGGAUGAGGAAAAAAUCAUUCCAUAGGUUACUUUUGGUUAUUAUAUUUACACAUGGUAAACAAUUUAAAGCAUAAUGAAUACUUUAUAAAAGAUUAAUGUGAAGUCUUGCCAAACGUGAAUAAAAAUAAUACUCAUUUUUUUGUCAAAAGCUGUAUUUUUACUGCAAUAUUAUUUGGUGGUUACUGAUUUUCAAAUGGCUUGCUUGAUUGUAUGGUGGCAAGUUGGUUGGUGUCCCUCGUCUUUGUCACAUGCAGUUCUCCACUAGUUAAGGUUCUUAGGGGAUUUAGGAAACUGUGCAUUGUGUGCUAAGACAAGUACUAGGUAAAGAAUGAAGAAAGCAACCUUCUUGCCUACUGUUCUGAUGUUGGGAAGUAAAAUCCACAGACCAAUCUGGAGUUUAAAAUCCCAUAAUUUAAAAUAUGCUCUAAAUGUUUACUGUAUUUGAUGAUACAACCUUCAAAAUACUAUAUUACAAAGCCAAUGGAGCGGAUUUUUAUUUUUUUCAUUUACCUCUGCCCUAGUUGUUUCCACAACAUGUGAAACCUCAUUUUGAAUUUUCAGCAGCUGCAGCUCAUGAAUAACUGAUUUGUAAACAUUCUGCCUUUAGGGUAACCCUAGAAGACCAUUUGAAAGCUUAUGGUUACAUUAAUUUUUAACAAUUCCAAGUGAUCGAAACAAGUGAGAGUUAGAAUUUUAUGCAAUAUUUUCUUAUUGCAUUUAUAUUUUUAUGACUUCUUUUGUGAUCGUAUGUCACAGUGCUUCAGGAUUCACACAAUUCAUUCACUCAACAAGCAGGAUUGGGACUAAGGGAAGAGAAGUAAAAACCCCUGGUCCCUGCCCUCAGCUGGCUCACCUGGUUUUGGACAAGAAAACAAUAAUGAAAGCUGAUCAGUACUUAUGUGAUGUUCCCCAGGUAUAGACAGAUCUGUCUUUUCAGGCAGAAUGAAUCAACACAAAUACUCUGGUCCAUGGUCCAUAGGAAAAGGCUAAGCUUCAUUGUAAGCAAAUACACUGGAAGUCUUGGUUGUACAUAAGUGUUGGUGAGCUUGUUUAGUAAUUAGGGAACUGCCAAGAGACAGAGCCUACUAUGUCUGCUGGCAAGAUCUGAUUUUGAGCAUUUAUCAUGGUUAUUAUACGAGUACAAGGAUGGAGCAUGGCCACAGUAACGCAUUGUGGGUGGUUUACCAUUUCUUGAAGUAAGAGUAUCACUUUAAGGACUUGUAAAGGAAUUCAGAAAGACUACUUUCAAAAUUAAAUGCCUGUUCGAAUACUUUUUAAUGAUGUGUAGCUUGAGUUUAAAUUUUUUAAUAGGUAUAACUAAUUUUUGCUCAUUCUAAUAUGUUCAUUCUGGAAAAAUCCUAAACAUGUGAAUUAUGUUUGCACGUUCCUUUACAAGAGACUUUUUUUUGAAAAAGCUUUUUUGACUCA
Messenger RNA from Nycticebus coucang (slow loris), 2095 nucleotides. It is a transcript of the gene SH2D1A, whose product is annotated as SH2 domain containing 1A. Gene Ontology annotation, biological process: cellular defense response; cell-cell signaling. NCBI's taxonomy places the organism in Eukaryota, Metazoa, Chordata, Mammalia, Primates, Lorisidae. The transcript is spliced from 4 exons. The coding region runs from base 102 to 479 and encodes 125 amino acids. The record is from RefSeq and is a predicted model, not a curated record. Gene Ontology annotation, cellular component: cytoplasm.